Lemur catta (Ring-tailed lemur) is the source of this 786-nucleotide messenger RNA. Its product is annotated as interferon-induced transmembrane protein 3-like. Gene Ontology annotation, cellular component: plasma membrane. The record is from RefSeq and is a predicted model, not a curated record. Lineage: Eukaryota; Metazoa; Chordata; Mammalia; Primates; Lemuridae. The transcript is spliced from 3 exons. Gene Ontology annotation, biological process: response to type II interferon; type I interferon-mediated signaling pathway; response to interferon-beta. Bases 50 to 625 code for a protein of 191 amino acids.
GGAAUGUGUUCCCGCCUUCUCAAUCCCCAGCCAAUUUCCAGUUUGCUAAAUGCCAGGAAAGGAAAGCUCUGAGAAAUCGAAACUGCAUGGGGAGGGAGGACCUGCUGAGCAGCCUCGGAGCAUCCAGACCCACUGCCAGUCUCCUCCAGACCCACCGCUGAUCUCCUCCGGACCCACCGCUGGUCUCCUCCGGACCCACUGCUGGUCUCCUCCCGGCACCAUGAACCACGCUUCCCAGCCCUUCUUCCCUGGUGCCCAGACCGGCCUCCCCUCAAACCACGAGGUGGUCAAGGAGGAGCACGAGGUGGCCGUGCUGGGGACGCCCCACGGCCCCGCGCCCUCCACAUCCACCGUGAUCCACGUCCACAGCGAGACCUCCGUGCCCGACCACGUCGUCUGGUCCCUGUUCAACACGCUCUUCAUGAACUGCUGCUGCCUGGGCUUCAUAGCGUUCGCCUACUCCGUGAAGGCUAGGGACAGGAAGAUGGUGGGCGACGUGACCGGGGCCCAGGCCUAUGCCUCCACCGCCAAGUGCCUGAACGUCUGGGCCCUGGUCCUCAGCAUCCUGGGGACCAUUCUGGUCGUCGUCAUCACGGUGGUGGUCAGCAUCCAGAGCUUUUCCUAGGACUGGAGGCGACAUCAAGGCUGCUGGUGGCUGCCCAGGCCUGCGACCCCCGUCCUCCACCUUCCGUGCCUGGCCCUGCCCCCGGCCCCCACCGCUUUGUGCCGCGGUUCCUGCUCACACGCCUGUCCCCAUGGGGGUCAAUAAAGCGCACGUGUUCCUGA